Tachyglossus aculeatus (Australian echidna) is the source of this 2039-nucleotide messenger RNA. It is a transcript of the gene LPAR3, whose product is annotated as lysophosphatidic acid receptor 3. Gene Ontology annotation, molecular function: lysophosphatidic acid receptor activity. Gene Ontology annotation, cellular component: membrane. The record is from RefSeq and is a predicted model, not a curated record. The transcript is spliced from 2 exons. NCBI's taxonomy places the organism in Eukaryota, Metazoa, Chordata, Mammalia, Monotremata, Tachyglossidae. Gene Ontology annotation, biological process: G protein-coupled receptor signaling pathway. The coding region runs from base 14 to 1081 and encodes 355 amino acids.
GCCAUCCUCCACGAUGAACCAGUGUCACUAUGAUAAGCGCAUGGACUUUUUUUAUAACAUGAGCAAUACCGACACGGCAGAUGAAUGGUCGGGGACGAAACUCGUGAUCGUCCUGUGCUUCGGAACCUUUUUCUGCCUGUUCAUUUUCAUCUCCAACGCCCUGGUCAUCGCCGCAGUGGUCAAGAACAGAAAAUUUCACUUCCCCUUCUACUACCUGCUAGCUAACUUGGCCGCCGCCGACUUCUUCGCCGGAAUCGCUUACGUGUUUCUCAUGUUCAACACCGGCCCGGUCUCCAAGACCUUGACAGUCAAUCGCUGGUUUCUGCGCCAGGGCCUCCUGGACACCAGCUUGACCGCCUCCCUGUCCAACCUCUUGGUCAUCGCGGUGGAACGUCACAUGUCAAUCAUGAGGAUGAGGAUCCACAGCAACCUCACCAAGAAAAGGGUGACCCUCCUGAUCCUGCUCAUCUGGGCCAUCGCGAUCUUCAUGGGCGCCGUCCCGACCCUGGGCUGGAACUGCCUCUGCAACAUCUCGGCCUGCUCCUCCCUGGCCCCCAUUUACAGCAGGAGUUAUCUCAUAUUCUGGGCGGUCUCCAACCUGGUGGCGUUCUUCGUCAUGGUGGUGGUGUACCUGAGAAUCUACAUGUACGUCAAGAGGAAGACCAACGUCUUGUCUCCUCAUACGAGCGGAUCCAUCAGCCGCCGGAGGACGCCGAUGAAGCUCAUGAAGACGGUCAUGACGGUCUUGGGUGCGUUUGUGGUAUGCUGGACCCCAGGCCUAGUGGUUCUGCUCCUGGAUGGUCUGAACUGCACACAGUGUGGCGUGCAGCACGUCAAGCGGUGGUUCCUCCUGCUGGCCCUGCUGAACUCCGUCAUGAACCCCAUCAUCUAUUCCUACAAGGACGACGAGAUGUACAGCACCAUGAGGAAGAUGAUCUGCUGCUUUUCGGCCGAGAAAGCCCGGGAGAGGCGAGCGUCCCGCCUCCCGUCCACCGUCCACAGCAGGAGCAACGACACGACCAGUCAGUACAUGGAAGACAGCAUCGACCAAGGGACGGUCUGUACCAAAGGCCGCUCCUAGUGGCGCUCGGUCCAGUGCUUCGCACAUAAUAAGCGCCUGACGUGUACGAUCGACUGGUGGACUCUGGACUUCCCUUCCUUCCCCCACCAACCAACCAACCUCUGGUUUUAUCUCUAGGGUGGGACCCUUGUCCCAGUCAAAGGGAGUCGCUUUGGCCAAUCGUUGUAAGAGAUGUUUUAUUUGGGGCUGUACCAGAACUCGACUACAGUGUUACCCGAAGAUGGCCUUCGCGAAGUGAUGCCAGCCGCACGCGUAGUCUCAAAGCGUGAACGUCGUGCUCUAAAAACAGGCCUUUGGAAGCCUCUUCUAGACAGCAGCGAAGAGCAACAACUGAAUGGACCCGUACUUAAUCGUAGACCUGCUACACAGGUUAACUGCUCAGAUCGUGUUUUGUCGUGUUUGUUUAGAACCGUGAUGCCAAGGUGCUUAGGCAAAAAAAUAGAAUUUGAAUCGUGUUAUACAUCUGCUUGCGAAGUCCGUGUAACUCUUUCUGCGUGCAUUUUUUGAUUUUAAAAAAAUGCUUCGAUGUUGAUUAUUGUUUUCUCCCACCCCCGCCCCCCAGCAAAAGAAACCAGUUCCAGCAGCUGCAAGUACCACAGGGACCCUACAGUAAAACAGCGUGGAUCCAGUGUAUAAAUGUCUUCUUUUAAUUGACAGCACAUUUUGGUUUCUAGGUUCCAAAAGAUAGUUGGACGUCAAUUGUUACACAUUUCUUAAAAAGGCCUUGUGGUUCUUUCAAACCCCAAGGACAUAGAUAAUUAUGAAUUUGAAUUUAUAUAUAUAUAUAUUUUUGAAAAAUAAACCUUCUGUGCUGGGUGGCAGUCAGAAGAGGAAAAAUCAAGGCUCACUGCUGAUCAACAAGGCGAAUACCACUCCUUGGCCCUGUGUCCGAAGGGAGACGGAGGACGUUGGGCAAGUCCCUUCAGUUCUCUGAGCCUCCAGUUACCUGAUAUGUUAA